Molecule: messenger RNA, 4160 nt
Organism: Thalassophryne amazonica
Lineage: Eukaryota; Metazoa; Chordata; Actinopteri; Batrachoidiformes; Batrachoididae
Gene: meis2a
Product: Meis homeobox 2a
Exons: 13
Coding region: 1009-2226 (405 amino acids)
Biological process (GO): positive regulation of transcription by RNA polymerase II; eye development; positive regulation of cell population proliferation
Molecular function (GO): RNA polymerase II cis-regulatory region sequence-specific DNA binding; DNA-binding transcription activator activity, RNA polymerase II-specific
Source: RefSeq, a predicted model, not a curated record
UUUGGUGACGUUAAUCUCGUGCGUAAAAGUUUGGACGCCUCAUGCGUAAUUGUGGAUUAAGAUGAACUCUUUGACUACGUAUCACAGGUUACACAGUGUAAGUCGAGCCGUGUUGUGUUUGGCUGCGCAGCAGCUGCGUAACCGUCCUCACACAGCCUCUCUCUGCUUUCCUUUAGGACUCUUCCCGGCGCAAAGGAUUUGGGUGGGAGUUGGAUCUGCGACGCUUCGCCUUUUUCCUACCCCCAGUGUGGAGUUGAAGCCGUCUCUGCGCCUCGCAUACACUCUGCAUAUCACAAAGAUUUGGUCUCUCCUCUCUCUUCUGUGGAGCUGCUGUAGGACUGGCUAUGGCCACCACUACUUCCGGGAUCCGUCAUUUCACUCGCCCACCGCUCAGCGCUGCGAACUGACUCUGUUUCUAUAAGCAAGCUAGCAGCCAACCUGCCAACACUCGCUGACACUCACUCAUCUCACUCUCGCCAGAUAGACGAAAUACCUACGGGGGAAAGAGAGGAAAGAUCCGACUCGCAAUCUCUUAAUUUCUUCGGCUUUUUUUCUCCUUUUUUCCCUCUCCACGGCGAUAAUAAAACAAGAUAGCGAUCUGGACGCAUUAAAGGAGACGCGGACUUGCAGGAUGAAAACGGACUAAAAAAGAUUCGUCCUUCUCUUGAACAUCAUCACCGACCGUCAUUCAUUCAUUACCUUGACAUCCUCUGGCUUUGAUUGACAGCUGGAGUGGCAAAAAGCCAUGAGACACGACAGUUUAGUUACAUGCAGGUUGUUGAUGGGCCGAUUGUAACCUUCACUUUGGCGCAUUUUUUCCUUUUUUUCAGAGGAAAGCAAGAAAAAUUGCAAAAGUCCCCGAUGCAACGCUUCCAGCUGAGCCACACUGGCGAAUAGGAGAAUUCGCAAAGUUGGUUGAAAAAGGAAUCUUGUCACUAAAUCACUUUGUAACCGGGACUGGGAUAUUAAAUAUACGACAGAUUCAGGAGUUUAGUGGAGCGCAGCCUGAUGGCGCAAAGGUACGAUGAACUGGCCCAUUACGGUGGGAUGGACGGAGUCCCGACGUCCAUGUACGGAGACCCUCACGCGCCCCGACCGCUUCCGCAGGUCCACCACCUGAACCACGGACCGCCGCUCCACGCGAGUCAGCACUACGGAGCCCACGCUCCCCAUCCGAACGUUAUGCCCACCAGCAUGGGCUCCGCUGUCAACGACGUUUUAAAGCGGGAUAAAGAUCAAAUAUACGGUCACCCUUUAUUCCCACUGCUCGCACUGGUUUUUGAGAAGUGCGAGUUGGCGACGUGUACUCCGAGGGAGCCCGGCGUAGCGGGCGGCGAUGUCUGCUCCUCAGACUCCUUCAAUGAGGACAUUGCAGUUUUUGCCAAACAGGUCCGAGCAGAAAAACCUUUAUUUUCAUCAAAUCCAGAGUUGGACAAUUUGAUGAUACAAGCCAUACAAGUAUUACGGUUUCACCUCUUGGAAUUAGAAAAGGUGCAUGAGCUCUGUGAUAAUUUUUGCCAUCGGUACAUCAGUUGUUUGAAAGGAAAAAUGCCAAUAGAUCUAGUUAUUGACGAACGGGACGGCAGCUCUAAAUCAGAUCAUGAAGAACUCUCGGGAUCAUCGACCAACCUCGCAGAUCACAACCCAGCUUCCUGGAGAGACCACGACGAUGCCACCUCCACACAUUCAGCCGGCACGCCAGGGCCCUCCAGCGGGGGUCACGCUUCGCAAAGUGGUGACAACAGUAGUGAACAAGGGUUUGGUUUCCGUCCAGGAGAUGGCUUAGACAACAGCGUCGCAUCGCCCGGCACAGGGGACGACGACGAUCCCGACAAGGAUAAGAAGAGGCAGAAAAAGCGCGGCAUUUUCCCCAAAGUGGCCACAAACAUCAUGAGGGCGUGGCUCUUCCAGCAUCUCACACAUCCUUACCCUUCUGAAGAGCAGAAGAAGCAACUAGCCCAAGACACAGGCCUCACCAUCUUACAAGUAAACAACUGGUUCAUUAACGCCAGGAGAAGAAUAGUACAGCCCAUGAUUGACCAGUCAAAUCGAGCAGGUUUUCUUCUUGAUCCUUCAGUGAGCCAAGGAGCAGCGUACAGUCCAGAGGGCCAGCCGAUGGGCAGCUUCGUACUGGACGGUCAGCAGCACAUGGGGAUCCGACCAGCUGGGCCUAUGAGUGGAAUGGGGAUGAAUAUGGGCAUGGAUGGGCAAUGGCACUACAUGUAACCUCCAUCUUGUAAAGCAAAAAAGAAAAGAAAAAGGGAAGUCUGCCAGGCAUGCCAGGGGAGUACGUACCUCAGAGCGGUCCUGUGGGCAUGAGCAUGGCCCCGCCCACUUACCCCCCUCCUCAUCAGAUGACCUGUCACCCCUCUCAGCUCCGACACGGACACCCUCUGCACCCGUACCUGCCCGAUCAUCACCACGCCCACCACCCUCACCCUGCCAUGCUGAUGCACGGAGGACCUCCGUCACACACGGGAAUGACCAUGUCUGCACAGAGACCCCCUUUGCUCAUGACCUUUGACCCCAGUAUUGGAGGACAAGGCCUGGACGUCCACGCCCAAAUAGCAUAAGGGAACUUUUUCUACCACAGAAACAGCAACUACUAUGAGGAAGAAAAAAAAAAACAUUUUAAAAAGAUGAAAAAGAAAAGAAAGCAGCAGCAGCCCACAAUAAAUCCUAUUUUGAGACUAUUUUUAAGAAUAAAAAGCAAACUCUUUUGACCAGAAUUUGACACUAAAAGAAACAGAAUUCCAGAUGAGCUGAUAAAUUUUUUUUAACUUGUCAAUUUUGUUACUUUCAUCCAAACAGAGGACCAAGCUGACAAGAACACUUUGUAAAAGUCUUGGGGGCUUUUGGUAAAAAAAAAAAAAAAAAAAAGAUCAGCACACAGGAUGCUUUGACACGCACACGUGUGCAACGCAAGGACAAGAAGCACACACACACAUACAUAUAUACACACACGUGCACCAUCAUGGACAUGUUCUAUACACUUUCAUGUGAUGAGCUCAAACACUUCAAAAUAAAAUCACUCUGGAAGAUUUAAAAAAAAAAAAGAAACAACAGAAAGACUCCAAGAGUUAUAACUACUGUAGUAUAAAAAGUAUAGAUAAAUAAGUUAAAACUUGUGCGUUCUUUUUUGUUUUGUUUUUUUGGGGGGGUGGGGGGGGGGUCACAUUGUUUGUUUCCUGAGCUAGGUUUAGAAUUAAAGGUUAACCUUUCUUCUCUCUCUCACACUGUGUGUGCUCCUUCCUGGAGGAGAAACUGUCUCGCAGCACAGCACUAUAAAAGAAAAGGAGAAAAAAUAAAGAAGAAGAAGAUGGAACAUCUCAAAAAGGCUCCACACCACAGAGGGCAAUCUGGUCCUGUCCCCUGUAAGAACGGGGCAUGAUGGGGGGGAAGGCUGUUAAAUGACACCGGAUCUCUCCAGAAGAUUCAGUAUGAACAUUUGUCAUGCCCCACUUUUUUUUCAUGAAUGAAUGUUGCCCUGUAGGUUUUAACAGGAAAAAAAUUUGUUUGAAUCGCCCAAGCACUGGAUCGUGUUGGUUUUAUACAUUUUUAUUUUAAUAUUAUUUUUUUUUUAUUUUUGUUCCCUGGACUCUCGUCAGUUAGAGCAGACUGAAGGAAGCUUCAAAAUGGAAAAGCAACAUCCUGCAGCGCUUCUUUUUUUUUUUUUUUUAAACCUACGGAUCAACAUUGUUGCCAUAUGGACAAUAUAUAUACUGAUAAAAGUUGAUUCUGUGGCACUGGAGAAGCAUUUGAUGGUUGAUGCACCAAAAAACCUAAAAUAAUAAUAAAAAAAGGUUAAAAAAAAACUUAAAUUAUGAACUCAAAGCUUUUUGGGGGGUGGGGGAUAAAAGCUGAGAGAAUAUUGUAACAAACUUCGUACAGAGUUCAGUCUAUUAAUUGUUUCAUGUUCGAUAUUCUAUGUGUUUACCUCAAUUGAAAAAGAAUGUUUUUGCUAGUUUCAGAUCUGCUGUGGCAUUGAUAUUGUAUGUCCAUGAAUUCCUUCCUUUUUCAGCACGUGUUCCUCACUAGAUGAUAAGAUGCCGUCUCCCUUAAGCUUUGUCAAAAAUACAUUAAAUACUUGUAUGAGGACUGUGACGUAAUGUUUAAAAGGUGUUCAGUCACAAAUGCUGUAAUAAAUAUUUCAUUUUUGA